UUCUUCGGAAGUAGCGCGUCUGAAACCAGGAGCAUUUCGUGUCCCCCGAAGCGACCGAAGGGCUUCACGUAUGACUUGUUUCUUACGAAAGAGCGGAUUAUGACACAAGAAAGAAGAAGUCGGGAGACGUGUCAAGGAAAACCAAACAUUCGUGGCGCCGUUAAAGCCGUCAACAUCGUUGGACAGUGAACAAUGCAUGACCUGACUGCCCAAGUCACCAGCAGCCUGCUGCCUUUCCCUGGAGUGACUGUAGAUGCUCUAGGGGAGGAUGACAUCGCUCUAGACUCGGUUCUUCAAGGGAACUUCACUGUUGGUCGCAGCGGCCUGGCCUGGCUAGUCUGUGGCCCCCAUCUGGAGGUUGUCCAUGCAGUGACAGGAGAACGGCUGUCGGCCUACUGCUUCAGUGGCGGAGGGGAGCAGCCACCCACUGUCCUUGCUGCCAGGGACUUCAGCUGGCUCAAACGGUCUGGUCUGCUGGUUGGCUUGGAGGAAGCAGAGUGUAAUUUGCUGUGUCUCUAUGAUUUGGGACUGUCGAGGGUGGUCAAAGCUGUGGUCAUACCAGGCAGGAUUACAGCCAUUGAGCCGUUGGUGAGUUAUGGUGGAGCAAGCACUUCGACACAGCACCUCCACCAGAGUUUGCGCUGGUUCUUUGGCAUCGCUGCUGUAGUGACAGAUGUCGGUCAUGUUCUGCUUGUGGACCUCUGUCUCGAUGACCUGUCCUGCAGCCAGAGUGAACUGGAGGCUUCAGCCCUGCAGGUAGUGACCAAAUCUCCUGCUGAGAUCCCCAGACUCAGAGAAGUCAGCACCAGGCAAGGCAGACAUCUUUGUCUCCAGCUGAAUGGGCCCAGUGGAGUGGGAGCAACAGCUCUGCAGUACAUCUCCAGGACCAAUCAGUUGGCAGUUGGAUUUUCAAAUGGAUACUUACAGCUGUGGAACAUGAAGACACUUAAGAAAGAAUACAACUCCCUGUUAGAAGGUGGCGAUGUGGCUGUGUAUGCCUUCACCUUUCAGGAGCCCGAGAAUGACCCCAGGAACUGCUGCUACCUCUGGGCAGUCCAGUCGUCUCAGGAACUAGAAGGGGAUACUGUCAGCCUCCGUCUGCUUCAGCUGGCCUUCAGUGAACGGAAGUGUCUGCCUUCUGGCAAAAUCCUCUAUGAGGGUCUGGAGUACUGCGAGGAACGCUACAGUCAGGAGUUAAGUGGCGCAGCUUUCCCUCUCAGGGCUCAGACCACAAACACCCGUCUGCUGAGCUGCCAGACCAUCGAGAAAUUCCGACCCCACCCUGACAGGGAUGACAGCAUGAACGAGGUUGCAUCUCCAGACACCAGUGUUUCUAUCUUCAGCUGGCAAGUCAAAGCCUAUGGUCAGGGAAAUCUAUCGACCUACAUCGGGGUAUUUGACAUCAAUCGGUGGUACCACGCACAAAUGCCGGACUCUUUAAGAAUCGGGGAGUCUCUGCAAAACUGUCCCUACCUGGCAGUUUGGUCUCUGGACCCAGUGGUGAAGAUGGUGUCCCCACACGCUCUUCUGGAUGUGGUGGUGCAUGACCGCAGCUUAAGCAGGGGUCUGCCCUUCACAUGUCCCCCACCAGAACAAUAUUUUAACCCCACUACAUACAACUUUGAUGCUACCUGCUUGCUCAACUCUGGGAUCGUUCACUUAACCUGCUCUGGGUAUCAGAAAGAGACUCUGAGCUUUUUGAAGAAAGCUGCUCCUUGUUCCAGUGAUUCCAUCUCCACUAGCUACUCUCGCUGCCUCAUGUCUGGCCUACUCUCCGCUCGCCUGUCUGACACUCAGGCCUCCAGUCUCUCUCAGGAGGAGCAGCUGGAUGCCAUCUUGUCAACAGCAGUGGAGACCAGCUCCCUGGGACUGAUCACUGGCUGUAUAAAGCAGUGGACUGCAGAAGAACAACCAGGCUCUGCACUGAACCUGCGCUACAUCCUGGAUUGGGCCUGGAACAAAGUAGUUCAGACGAAGAAGGAACUGGACGGCAUCUGUGCACCGCUGUUUGACAGCUCCUCCAACUUUACAGACCCUCAGACCUUACAGUUGCUGCAGCACUGCCAGAGACUGCUGGGUAACCUCAGCACCAUCUUCCACUGUCUGCUCAAUGAAGCUCAGGAGCUCACACAAAAAGGUCUGAUGGGGCUGAUCAACAAGAACAUGGUGUCCAAUCUGAUUUCCAAGUACGCUCAGGUGGUCCUCUGGUUCUGUCGUACCGGCUUACUGCCCGAGGGAUCAGAUGACGAUGCCCUCCAAAUCUCCAGGCCUUUCUACACCCACUCGGUCAUCAGCAACUAUUAUACUAUACGCAGAGAGGAGCUCACCAGACUCUCUAAGGGGAAGUGGUGUGCAGACUGCCUGAUGAUUGACGGUUUGGUCGGUCAGUGUGGUGAACGCUUGACCAACCUGUGGAAAAGGGAUGAGGGUGGGACUGGCCAGUAUCCUCCACCUACAUUACAUGCCUUGUUGGACAUUUAUCUGCUGGAAAACAUUGAUGAAACUGCCAAACAUUCAAUCGUUAUUUACCUGUUGCUGGAUGUCAUGCACUCCUUCCCCGACAAGGACGGAGCCUCAGUGCACUCUUUUCCCUCAGCCUUUUCCAUCCCUGUUGGGCUGGUGAAACUAGUACAGGGACUCUGGUUGCUGGACCAUCACGGCCAUCAGAGUUCAUUUGAGCUGCUCCUGCAUCCAGCUGCCUCUCAGUGUCAGUUUGAGUGGCAACACGAGCGUGUCCUGAACGCUCUCAUGUGCCAGGGCCAGCACUCGAUCGCUCUGCGAUAUUUCCACAUCACAAAGCUCCCGAUUUCCUCCACCUCCCAGGCCAAACUCUGCCUGUCUGUACUGCUACACAACAGGUGUCUCAUAGAGGCGUGGUCUUUAGUUCGGCAGCAUUCUAACCGCCUCAAUAUGGCUGAGCUGAUGGGCUUCCUGUACGAGAGCUGCCAGGAGCUUGGCCUGAUCAAGGAGCUGCUCAAACUGCCCCUUGGUCUAAGUGAACAGGAGUGUUUGGAGAAGUUUCUUCAGAGCACAGGAGGUCUCCAAAACAGAGAAUUACUGAUGGUUCAUUACCUCCAACAGUCCAACUACAUACCUGCUCUGCAGCUCAACCACAGCCUUAAAAUGGAUCUAAUGAAUGAGCGAGACCCAAAGCUGAAAGAACGAAUCAACACCAGAAACUCUAUAAUGGAUCAGUAUGGGAAAGUUUUGCCCAGAGUCCAGAGGAAACUGGCAAUGGAGAGAGCCAAGCCCUACCAGCAUCCAUACACCAUUCACAGAGAGGUUUCUCGACCGCAGCCACUGUCGACUAUUACCAAGCGCUCUGCCAGUGAGAAAGUGAUGUCCAGGGCUGGAUUUAUCAACAGCGUCCUGACCAAGAUUGAGGAGGUGUGGUUAGGCAAAGGUGCAACACCACAGUCCUCCCCAUCAAACAACUUCAGGUCAGCUGAUAUUCGGAGUCCGAGUCCCAGGUCCUCGUCUUCAGCUCUUCCUGAUCCCUUCCUCAGAACUCCCAUCAACAUGACCUCCAAACGAAAGUCAAGGCUGAUGGACUUGGUGGUUCAACCCACCUGUCAGAGCCCUCAGCCACUUCUCAGCACCCCCAGACCCCCCAGCUCAUGGGUUUCUCCAAAGAGCAUCAGCAAAGCGCCUGAGCUGAGUCUACUGCAAACACCACAGGUCGUCAAGCGAGCUCGGGCCUUGGCUGCCUCUGGCCCGGUGUUCUCAGCCUUCACCCCACAGUCCAUCCUCCGCAGCAGCCUGAGGCCAACACCUGUCGCCACCCCUUCUGCUUCUCCAAGGCGCUCCAUCACCCCACCGCUCCGCAGCAAAGAGAGCCGCAUCACUUUCAUCGAAGAAGCAGAAUCUCCUGAACCAGAGAAGGGCAUCAGAUGGACCAAUGGGAUCGCAGCAGACAGUGAGAUCAGCUUGCUGACCAGAAGCCCCAUAAUGUCAAGGGCUACAGCUAAAAGCUGGUCUUCACAGCCAGCUGAAGAGGAUGCAGAUGAGGAAAGGGAACAACCUCAUGUGACGUUCUUGCCUCCUGAAGACGGGGUCCCCUCACCUCAACUGAGAGGCUCUGAGAGUGAGUCAUCCUCCAUCCAUGAAGCUGUAGAAACCAAACCGUCAGAUUCAACGCAUGCUCAAAUCAGCCUGAGCUUUGACACCAGUCAGACAUCUGUCCAGUCAAUAGACACCACCCUCGAGUUCUAUGAUGCACCUUUAUCACAAGAACAGGAAAUAGAGGAAGAGCACGUAGGCACAGAGGAAGAUGAAGAGGUAGUGACACUAAACAUUAAAGCUUCAACUGAAAAUGAAGAAACAGAGGAGACACACUCACCAGCCACUGAGCCAUCCCCAGUUCAGACGUCAGAGAAUAUAGAGAAGGAAGAAGAGGAAGCACAGGAAGAUGAAGUUAUGGAGAUUGGUCUUGAUGAGGAGGUGGAAAAUGAAAAGGAGGACGAACAAGAUGUUGAGUCAAGUAGCAAAGAAGAUGCUGCAACUAUUGACCACGAGGAGGCACCUAGUCAAGUGUUUAACCUGGUAACUGAGAUCACAGAUUCUGGAACAGAGGUCGAAUCUCAGGAUCAACCAGCGAUCGCCCCCGAACAGGAAGUCCUGGCAAUUGUCACUGAAUCCAUAGUGGUCACCCAGAAUCUGAAACCUUUAGAAGACACAAACGAACCCGAGGAGGAUCUGGAACAAUCAACAGAUCUGACUGAGUUUGUGCAGCAGCAGCUGUUUGGCAGCGACCUGUCUCCUCCACUCACCCGCUCAGGAAUUCACAAUGCAUCACAGAUGCAGAUGUCAUUCGACAGAGAGUCACUAGGUGAGGUUGAAGAGGAGGAGCAGGCAGCUGUCGAACCUCCCCCAGUGUUCACCAGCCAGAAAUCAAACGCCUCCGUGACUUCCUCUGAGCCGACUGGCACGGACUCCCACUCUGUUGUGAGUGUAAAUGACAGUGAAGAACUCUCUAGCCCUGUGUCUGAGGAGGAGGAAGAAGAUGAUGAUGAUGAAGAAGAGGAGUCUGAUCAAGCUGAGGAAGAAGAAGAGGAGGAGGACUCUGGUAGUGAGGUGGAGAUCAUUGAGGAGGUGCAGGGCAAUGGGAGGCUGCCACCCCUCAAAGCUAGUUCAGUGUUUGUACAACAAGGACACACACACUUCCUGCCGAGUCUGUUGGAGCAGGAGGCUGCAGAGUUCUCCCUGAUCCCACCCGGAGCAGAGAUGAAGAUUGUAGAGGAAGACAUGGAGGGGGAUGUGGUGAUGGUUAGACUCGGGGAGAAUGAAGAAGAGAUGGAGGUAGAGGAUGACGAAGAGCAGGGCUCGUCAUACAUGGAGCUUAAACCCUCCACCACUCUUCUGGUUCCUCUUGAACUUGUGGAGGGACAACACGGCCUGGUUGAUAGUGCUCAGCUGGAUCUUCCUGUGAUCCAUCAAAUGGUUGUGCCAGAGACUGAUACUCACUGCGACUUCUCUCUGAUGCUCGAUAUGGACGAGGGUGAGAAUAAAGAGGCGGACAAGCUGCUUAUUGAGAAUGAUCUGCCUCCCUCCGAUCUCUCCACCCAGCCUCCAGUAGAGGAGGCUAGUGAGGAGCUUGUGGUGAAACCUGAUGUUAUAAUUUUGGGAACAGAUGACCAGGAUACACCCCUGUCUGAGGAAGUAUCACUAGAUGACCAGAGGUUAGAGAUGGACAUCCUAGAUUCAAAUGAGGUUGAUGGACUGACAGAAUUAGAACCUGUAGAAUUCCAAACUGACCAACAGGCUGAAGACACUGAUGCAACUAAGGAGAAAAAUGUGCAGGAGGAUUCUGAGUUGGUAAUGCUGGUUGAAGAUCCUGAACCUGCACCAACUCCAGAGGGAGAACUCUCAAGAGUUGUGGACGACAAUGAGUCUGAGGCCAAAAAAGAUGCUAUUGAUGAGAAGCGAGAGGAGGAGGAGGAUACACCAGCACCCGAGGACCAAGAAGAACCUGAAGAGAAGGGGCCUGUUAUUAUAGAUGGAGAGAUUGUACCCAGUACAGAGAUGGUGCCUGCUAUGGUGGAGCAUCUGAAGGACAGCAGAGUCUUGGAAACAGAAGAGCUUAACAGAGAGGAAGUCACAGUAGAGGAGGAAACAAAAAGGUCAAUGGAAGAGCUCAACAGAGAGGAAAUCACAGAAGAGGAGGAAACCAAAAAUGCUAUAGAAGAGCUCAAAAGAGAGGAAAUCACAGAAGAGGGGGAAACAAAACAGACGAUAGAAGAGCUCAACACAUAUGAAAUCACAGAAGAGGGGGAAACAAAACAGACGAUAGAAGAGCUCAACACAUAUGAAAUCACAGAAGAGGGGGAAACAAAACAGAUGAUAGAAGAGCUCAACACAAAUGAAAUCGCAGAAGAGCAUGAAACAAAACCGACGAUAGAAGAGCUCAACAGAGAGGAAAUCACAGAAGAGGGGGAAACAAAAAAUACGAUAGAAGAGCUCAACAGAGAGGAAAUUACAGAGGAGGAAACAACAAAGAAAAAGAGGGGGAGACCAAAAGGAAAAAAAAUUGAAGAGACGCCUGUGAAACAGGUCUUGAUCUCAAAUUGCGAGCCAGAGGAACGUCCUGUACCGGAGACCCCCACUUCCCAAAAGAAGGAGACUCCUUCCACCCCAACACGGAGAACAACAAGAGGGAGGAGAGCUGUCACUUUUAUCUCGCCUCUCCAAGAGGAAACGGAGGAAGUUGUGAAAGUGGAGUCAGAGAUGAGGCCGGUCCCUGCCACACCUCGUCAGACUCGUACACCCAGAAAAACCAAUGUCCAAGCCAGCCCGCCUCGAAGAAGUACCCGCAAAGCUCUGCCAGAGCCUCCUAAAGACAAGGAUGAAGACGAGGAGGCCGUGGACAUCACAACGACAUCAACCUCCAAGGCCUCUUCUCCAGCCAGACGACAGGUUUCCCAGAGGACUUCUUCUACAAAGGCCACCCUAAGGGCCCAGACUGGCAGUAAGGAGCAGCCUACAGCUACAGAAGUUGAGUUUAAGGAUGAGGACCUAGACAAAGAGUUCACACAGAUAAAAAUUGGUCGAAGAACGAGCUCCAAGACUCGUACUCCUUCCAAACCUAGUGUCACACAGGGCAACACUCCUCGAAAGACCAGUCGCAGGAUACUGAGCAGCAGUGAGUUGGAGACCUCAACAUUGGAGAUCUUGGAAGAGGAGAAUGUACAGGAAGAAGUUUUUGCUCCCACUUUCAAACGCAGCUCCAGAAAGAUAAAGAAGGAGGCGUCUGAGACCCAACCAGCACUGCUGGCGGAGGAAGAGGUGGGGGAGAGACGCCAACCUCCCAGCCCUGGCAGGACGACUCGACAGUCCAGCCGGGUCUCCCUGAAUGUUUACCCACAGGUGAAACUGGUUCCUAUAUCACUUCCUCAGAGUGCAGGAAAUGCAAGCCAAGGGACAAUUAAAACUGAAAACAUAAGAGAAAGCCAAGACCUACCCGAGUCCGAGCAUAACGGCAACGCCAGUCGCACCAACUCCCGUCGACCAACCAGGAGCAAACUGUGGGACAACCCUGAGGAAGAUCUCCCCUUGUUGGACUCUCCAUUAGAGGUGGAUUCUGAAACCCCUGUGGCAGAUGCCCUCAUCAAGAGACUGCAGGAUGAGGAGAAGCAGGAAGGAGGAGGAGUUGUCUCAAAGAUGAUGAGAAACCGCAAGAGGAGUACGAAGUCGUCGACGGAGCAGGUUGACAUCCUGGUUCCCGAACCCGCUGAGGACGAGUCCAGUCCAGGCGAGCACUCAAUCAUCUACUCCCCCUCACGAAGGAGAACAAGAGCCCAUAGAGAAGAGACUCCAGCUCCUGUCACUCGCAGCAGGCGACGAGUCCAAGAUGUUGAUCCUCAGGAUGCAGCUGCUUCAGAAGAAGAUAACGUGGAAGUGGAGAAAGCAGCGGGUGUUUCUAAAACCAGAAAGACCGGCAAACAAACAGCCAAAUCCAAAGGCGAUUCAGAGCCACCCCCCACAGCCGAGGUGGACCUGAUCUCGCCUCUGCCCAGCCCGGCCGAUCCACUCCCACGAACGCAGAAGAGGGUAAAAGGAGGAGAGGUCGCGACCUCGGGCAUGAACCUGCGACGCAAACGCAUAAUGGAGACCGUCUUCACAAAACCCGUCACCCGCAGGAAGAAGCUGUAAGGGGGUCGGCGGUGUGUUUUAACCAGUGAACCUCAGACAGCCGCCUCAAGAUUUAAACCAAGUCGGUGUAAAAAACACAAAACGAACUCUGUCCUCGAAUGCUUCAAAGCUGCAGUCGUCUCUGUAUGUUGACCUUUCCGUGUAGGACAAUAAAAUAAAAGCACCGACAGGACUUUAUUUCUGGAGUUUACUUGUUCCGCUCGUACUAACUUGAUUUCACUUGAUGUUGUGUCUGAGGCCAUUUUGUGACGCUCUUUGUAAUCGGCUUAAUUGUCUGAGCACAGAACGGAACGAGGGAACGUAAUCACUGAAGGUUUUUAGCAGCGUGCGCUCAUAAAACCCAGAGACUGAAGAGAACCUUCCUCUGAUGAAGGUUUUAUUUACAUUCUCUUAAAUUUUAAGUUUUUUUUUUUUCUUUGUUGUUUACUUUUAAGACUUUGAUGCCUGCUGUUUUUUCUAUUUAAGAAGAAAAGCAACCAACCCAGUGGAGAUGAAAUAUUUCUACUGCUAUUGUAUAUAGUUUUUUUGCUAUGUUCCAAAUAAAGAUAUUAAAUAAAUCCUAAAGAAUUAUUUUCAUUUUGCAUUCGAUCAUCUAAGCAGCCUGCCUAUGCCACAGUCUUAAGGUACACUCAGUUGAUUUGGGAGGUUUUCUGUGAACCAGGCACAGCCUUGUUCACUAUUCCCAACAGAAGUGGACUGUUUUGUACGUCAUUGGGAUGUUGUAUAUUGUGAAAGAGGGGGGGGACUUGCACAGCAUUUGGAGUUGCUCAACUCGUUUUGGGAUUUGUUAAUAGGCUUGUUUGAUUAGAUUUACACCAUUUGUCACACAGGCUAUUUUCUGAUGACUGUACGUAGAAUGUCUUAUUUUUGAUUACUGCUCUUUGAUAAAUAUGGCAAUGCUUGAAAACCUA
Platichthys flesus (European flounder) is the source of this 9059-nucleotide messenger RNA. It is a transcript of the gene ahctf1, whose product is annotated as AT hook containing transcription factor 1. The coding region runs from base 193 to 8148 and encodes 2651 amino acids. Lineage: Eukaryota; Metazoa; Chordata; Actinopteri; Pleuronectiformes; Pleuronectidae. The record is from RefSeq and is a predicted model, not a curated record. The transcript has 40 exons.